This is a messenger RNA of Rhinopithecus roxellana (golden snub-nosed monkey), 3978 nucleotides long. It is a transcript of the gene RHBDD1, whose product is annotated as rhomboid domain containing 1. The transcript has 7 exons. The record is from RefSeq and is a predicted model, not a curated record. Gene Ontology annotation, molecular function: serine-type endopeptidase activity. Gene Ontology annotation, cellular component: membrane. The coding region runs from base 1146 to 2096 and encodes 316 amino acids. Lineage: Eukaryota; Metazoa; Chordata; Mammalia; Primates; Cercopithecidae.
AGCCUCCCCGUCCGGGGCAAGUUCGAGAGCGGGGAGGGCGUUUCCUGAGGCAACUCCGCCGGGGUCCUGUCGACGUUGCCCCUUCUCCGCCGGACCGCACGGUGAACGACGUGCCCACACUCGGAGGAAGGGCGAGUUUAAAGGGUUCUCGAGUUUUAAAGGGCUGAGCGAGUUUAAAGGGUUCCUUUUGAAAGCAGGAAGUUUGAAGUGAAGUUGCGUCAGCAGCAGAGCAUGCAGUUUCAGGUGCUCUCGGACAGCUUUCAGCUUCUCAGAACAAGCCUAACCCUCACCGCAGUAAUAACUUUUAUUAGGGGACAAAAGAUUCACCAAAGUAAAACCCUUUCUGCCCAAACCUAAAAACCUUUGGAUAAACGUUUGCAGGAAACGGAUCACAGCCUUAUUUGUUUUUCUAAACUGAGCAUAAACUCUUUUGAAGACUCAGCAUUACUGUCAAAAUGAAUGAUUGCCUGCUUACUUACGAUUCAGUUAUCGAGGUGUUUAGGUCUCCUUGCAGUACACUCAGUGACUCCCAGACUUUUUUUUUUUCCUCCCUUUGAAAUUGCUUGUUAGAAGGCUUUAAUUUCUCACAUUUGUGUGUCUUUUUGAGGUGGUUCUAAUAAACUUUAAAGGCUUCUGAUUUGCUGCGGGCCUGCCAUCGCUGUGGAAAGGAAGUAUUAUUUCAAAGGAGAAUAGAAGUGCUUUGGUUUCUAAAUAGUCCCAAUAGGACACUAGCAUCAGCAUCACUUGGGAGCUUUUUGGAAAUGCACAUUUUGGGAUCUUACCCCAAACUUACUGAAUCAGAAAUAUGUUUUAACAAGCCUUCCAAUUGAUACCAGUGCACCUGGAUGCUAAAGUUUGAGAAUUACUGGCGUAGUGAUAACACCCAUUGUGGAGUCACAUAUAAUGGAAUUUGAAUUGAAGUAAUUCCUAGAUGGAGAAACUUGGAUAUGUUACCUCACAGGGCAGGAAUAUGAAGAUGCAAGAAAAAUGUUUAACACCAAACACAUAGAAAACCCCCAAAGAUGUUAUUAAAUAACUUACUAGAACUGCAUAAAGUUCAGCUGUCUGUGUAUCUCCCUAGAUACCUAAAACUGACUACCUGACCACGUUUUCCCAUUGCUGAGCUAUUUCCCUGAUAUCUGGCCAUGCAACGAAGAUCAAGAGGGAUAAAUACUGGGCUUAUUCUACUCCUUUCUCAAAUCUUCAAUGUUGGGAUCAACAAUAUUCCACCUGUCACCCUAGCAACUUUGGCCCUCAACAUCUGGUUCUUCUUGAACCCUCAGAAGCCACUGUACAGCUCCUGCCUUAGUGUGGAGAAGUGUUGCCAGCAAAAAGACUGGCAGCGUUUACUGCUCUCUCCCCUUCACCAUGCUGAUGAUUGGCAUUUGUAUUUCAAUAUGGCAUCCAUGCUCUGGAAAGGAAUACAUCUAGAAAGAAGACUGGGAAGUAGAUGGUUUGCCUAUGUUAUCACCACAUUUUCUGUACUUACUGGAGUGGUAUACCUGCUCUUGCAAUUUGCUGUUGCCGAAUUUAUGGAUGAACCUGACUUCAAAAGGAGCUGUGCUGUAGGUUUCUCAGGAGUUUUGUUUGCUUUGAAAGUUCUUAACAACCAUUAUUGCCCUGGAGGCUUUGUCAACAUUUUGGGCUUUCCUGUACCGAACAGAUUUGCUUGUUGGGUCGAACUUGUGGCUAUUCAUUUAUUCUCACCAGGGACUUCCUUCGCUGGGCAUCUGGCUGGGAUUCUUGUUGGACUAAUGUACACUCAAGGGCCUCUGAAGAAAAUGAUGGAAGCACUUGCAGGCGGUUUUUCCUCCAAUGUUGGUUACCCAGGACAGCAAUACUACUUUAAUAGUUCAGGCAGCUCCGGAUAUCAGGAUUAUUACCCGCAUGGCAGGCCGGGUCACUAUGAAGAAGCACCUGGGAACUAUGACACGUACACAGCAGGACUGAGUGAAGAAGAACAGCUUGAGAGAGCUUUGCGAGCCAGCCUCUGGGACCGAGGAAAUACCAGAAAUAGCCCCCCACCCUACGGGUUUCGUCUCUCACCAGAAGAAGAAAUGAGGAGACAGCGGCUUCACAGAUUCGAUAACCAGUGAGGUGGCGUCUUGGGAAGACAUGGUCUAUUCAUGUAAUUAUUGCCCAUUUGGCUCAUUCCCGAAGCCCCUAAUUCAUUUUAAUUCAUUUUAAACAAAAGCAGAGUACACCGGUAUGGCUCCAGACCGCUCACAUCACCUGGGACAGUCCUCCCAAUGGCCCCUAUGAGUCAACUCACAGCUUGCUGGGAGUGGGCCUUCUCCUGGCCUUGUUCUUGCUCAUUAACAGGUCACUUCCUCCACGAAGGGACCAGUUUCCACACUCCCUUCUCUCACUGCUGACUCAGCAAUGCCUCUGCUUUGGUCUGCUUUUGAAGACUGUGACCUUCACCAGGUUUUCCUUUCACCAGUCAGGAAGAUUAGUCCCUCAUUCUGCCUGGAGAGCCCCGUGUUUGACUUGGCAGCGGGUGUGGAGCCAUCCCCACGUCCUCCUGGCGCAUUGCCACUGCAGCUGUCCAGGAACAGGAUGUGGUUGCCUCAGCCGAAUGUUGUCCUACUCUCCCCAACCCCGACGCCUCGGCACUUCGGGCCCCUGCAUCUGGCUGGUGUUUGCAGGGCUUUUGCUUUGCUCUGGUAUUGCUCUGCCUUUAUAGAAAGUCUUAUUGAAGAAGUAUAAGAAAGACCUAAGGUGGGGAAGACUCCUACACACACCGUUAGUAUCAGUGACACCAGCAGUGUAGGUUCCCAGCCACUUCCCAGUGGCAGCUUAUGUGCCCAGGAGAUAGGACAUCAUUUAACAAACCAGCCAAGUAACAGCAGAUGCAACAUACAGAGUAGAGCAAAGGCAUUUGGUGGAUCGGUCACUAGAGAUCUAUCUUGCAGAAAGUAUGUUUUUCCUCAUAAAAGUGCCUCUUAAUUGGCCAUUGUACCAGCCACUUGUCCUAGCCAAAUGUCCAAAACACGCCCUUGGGCCCCGCAACGUUACAAUCCACAGAUUGUCUGAGUCAUUUAAGGCAUUUCCUGGUGCUUGUGUUCCAUGAAUAAAAGGACAAAAGUCAGAAGAUCACUGAUGUCUUACUGUCACCGAGAUAUUUUAAAAUAGAGAAGUAGGAAAAGAUCUUCCUUUUUUGAUCUACAAUUUAUAUAGUUUUCUGAUUAUGCACAUAAAAGAUAUGCCUUCCAUAUGCAUAAAGCAAACAUGUGGAAAGAAAUAUACCCAAAUGUUAGCAGGGGUCAUCUUUGGGAGUGGAGUCCAUGGGAUUUUGCUUUCUUCAUUUUUAUAAUUUUAUAUUACUGUGUUGGAAGAUGUGUUUACGUGUGUGUGUUAAUAUAAAUUGUACCUGUGAGUCUAGAAGCUUUAAAUGUGUUAAAAUUAAAAUAUUCAAGCUAAAUGUUACUUCUCUCUCCCAAAUUCUGUAAGUUUGACUCCCGUUGCCCCAAGUAGAAGUAACUUCUUUCUUGUGUGCCACUUUUAUAGCAUUUGGUAAUUCUGCUAUAACACUUAUAUCUUGCCCCUAUUAUUAUCUGUGCACAGCUACACAAAGGUGUGCCUUCUACCUGGGAACAUGGAUUGUGAAUGACUCUGUAAUGAGGCCUGAGUCUUAGUUAUCUUUCCACUCACUCCCUGUCUCCCCUUUCCAACCCUAAAGGUUCAUUAAAUGUCAGUGUUUCACCAAAGUUUUUUUUCAGUUGUAUUAAGAUUCCAAUCACUGUAUAUGGAAGUAUUUUAUUUUUUAUAUCAUUUGAGACCACUAAUAGUACUUCCUUGCUCUGUUUGACUUGUCAGAUACAAAGACAUAGGAUUAGAUUUUGGGUGGUAAAAUUGUGAUACGCGUGGCUGUUUUUGGAGUGGAACAUCUUAGUGAUGUGAGAAAGGUCAUUUUAGUUAUAAAUGUAAGCCAGUUAUUUUAGCACAACAAUAAAGAUGUUCUGGAAAUUAUUAUAA